GAUGCUCUCCGAUCCUCUGCGGGCCGGAGUCAUCGUGGUAUGGUGUUCUUUUCUUUGUUUUGUAGGAACCAUUGUCCGGUCCGGUUGUGCGAAAAUUUGCAUCAACAUAAGCAUAUGUAUUUGAGUUGGCUAGAGGAUUGAAAUAACAUGAAAAUUGGAAUCUGAUUUCUGUUUGUGGAAUGGGAUUCAAUAAAAUGACAGAAUUUGAUUCUCCGCCGGCCAGGUGGUGUAAAGGGGAAUCCUUCUGUCUUUGGAGUAUGAAUAGGGAUAUCUUUCGACUUGCAAUAAUAUAAACACAAACUUAAUUGGUUGCAGUACGUCCACAGCACGCACGUCUUCUACUUUCUCAAGCCGUUUAUACUCUCGAUCUCCUCUAUACCUCAUAAGCUUAACUCCAUUGUGGAAAAUUUAAGCUAUGUCAAUGGAUCAAGUAAUUCAUAUUCCUGUGGAAUCCAGUCAGAAAAACUCACAUAAUUUUUCUGAUCAAGUUGAAUGUGCAACUUCCAAGACUGACAGGAAAACAAGAGAGGACUGCCAGACCUUGUACCUGGCUGCACUAAAUUGUAUGUGGGAAAUUGCUAAGAGAAUCGUCAGUGAAGAUCGAGACAUGCUUUACGCCAAGUUGACAAAAUCAGCAGAUACAGUUAUUCACAUAGCGGUUACCGCAAAAUGCACAAAUUUUGUGAAAGAUUUGCUAGAUUUUAUGACUGUGGAAGAGGCAGCUAUACUAAACGACAAUAAUGACACAGGCCUUUGUAUUGCUGCUGUAUCUGGAAUGAUGGAAAUUGCAGAGUUAUUCGUAGCAAAGAAUAGUGAACUAACAAUGAUCCGUGGUACAAGGGGAUUGACACCACUUGGCAUGGCGGCUGAAGCUGGACAGGAGAAAAUGGCACAAUAUCUUUACCACAAAACUGAUUUUUCCCGCCUAAAUCGCAAUGAAAGGAUUAGGCUCUUUUUUCUUUUCCUUUCCAGCAAUCUCUAUGAUUUAGCAUCGAAAAUAUUGGAUGGAGAUCCAACAAUGGCUUGUGAACGGGAUGAGGAUCAUAAAACAGCCUUACAUGUGUUGGCUCAAAAGGAAGACAUGAGUAGCAGAUCAGACGGGCUAAAGAUCGUGGAAAGAUGCACAAGCUCAUUCUUUUACAGGCAAGCUUCAAUGCCAAGAGUGCCUCACGAAUUACUUGAAAGCCUUUGGAAGCAAGUUCUGGAGCGACCAAAUGCUGAGAUUUUAAAACUAAUAAUGGAGCCUUCAGUAGUACUUUUUGAUGCUGCAAAGUCGGGAAAUGAUGAGUUUUUAGCUGUGCUUCUUCGCAAGUAUCCUGAUCUACUAUGGGAAGUUGAUGACAAUGGGAGAAGCGUAUUUCAUGUCGCUGUUGUGCAUCGGCAAGAACAUAUAUUUAAUUUGAUCUAUAACAUAGGAACCAUGAAGGAUUACAUAGUGGGAAAUGAUGAUAAGGAUGGAAACAACAUGUUGCACUUAGCUGGAAUGUUGCCACAUGUAGAAAGACUUGGAGCACCGCGUGCAAACCUUCAGAUGCAACGAGAGCUAUUGUGGUUUAAGGAAGUGGAAAAGAUUGUCAGACCUUCGCAAAGGUAUAUGAAAAAUUCAAAGGGGAAGACACCUAGAGAAAUAUUCAUCAAGACACAUAAACGUUUACUGCAAGGUGGUAAAGAAGACAUGAAGGAGACAUCCAAUUCAUGUAUGCUUGUAGCAACUCUCAUUUCUACAGUGGUGUUCGCUGCAGCCCUCACUGUACCCGGUGUGAGCAGUAAUAUAACAAACACACCAUUUUUUAGUAAAGAACAAUGGUCUAUGAUUUUUAUCCUUUCAAAUGCUGUAUCACUCUUCACUUCGGCAGCUUCAAUAGUCUUGUUGCUCUCCCUUCUAACUUCAAGCUACACAGAAAGUGAGUUUGUCACGUCAUUGCAUGCAAGGUUGAUGUUUGGGCUCACAGCACUCUUCUUCGCUAUAACAACCAUGGUCUUGGCCUUUAUAGCUGCCAUCUUUUUAAUCUUUGACUACAAAUUGGUUUGGGUUCCAUAUCUCCUUGCCUCACUAGCCAGUGCCCCAGUGAUUUUGUUUCUGUUGUUACAUUUUAAUCUUUGGGCUGACUUGAUUCGCUCCUAUUAUUGGUCUAAGUUUUUAUUCCAGCGAAGCAAGCACAUAAUUUUCUAGUGAGAAUUUUGAAUUGUAUAUGAGUUAUUUCAACACUGACUAGUGUGUUAAUGAUUCCGAAUUACCAUCAUGUUACUUGUACUUAGCAAUAUGGAUGGUUCACAUACAUUUGUUUCCUUUAUAUGUAAUUAGACUUGUGUGAAUUAGAAAACAAAAAUACAAAUA
Molecule: messenger RNA, 2338 nt
Organism: Alnus glutinosa
Lineage: Eukaryota; Viridiplantae; Streptophyta; Magnoliopsida; Fagales; Betulaceae
Exons: 6
Coding region: 416-2173 (585 amino acids)
Molecular function (GO): protein binding
Source: RefSeq, a predicted model, not a curated record